Messenger RNA from Candidula unifasciata, 3765 nucleotides. Lineage: Eukaryota; Metazoa; Mollusca; Gastropoda; Stylommatophora; Geomitridae. The record is from the annotation of a GenBank genome assembly.
AUGUCAACCACAUCAUCCACCAGCAACGUAGCCCAGGGUGGGGACAGUCAGGCCUCACACCAGGGAAACAUUAGAUGCAGGUUGCGAGAAAAGGCAGCCAACCUCAGCCAUCUAGACCUGAAUGCUGCGCAACAGUACCAGCAACAGCAGGCAUCGCAGGCCCAACAGAGCAGCACUCUAGCGGUGUCUGGCACACCCAGUCUGCAGCCUACAGCCACUCCUAGUGCCAGUGUCUCCGCAAGCUGCCUCAAUGAUGAGUCCUCACACUCCAACAGAGAUAGUGAAACAGAAUUGGGCCAGGAAAAGUCCAAAAAGAAGUCCAGACGCCGUAAAAAGACUAUAGACAAACAGCCUCCUAAAGUUACAAUCAUCUCCUAUGACCAGGCUUCAGAUGAAGUGGAAGUCUUACUGGAGGUGUCCAACAAUAACCUCACCUGCAAGUUUCCCAGGAACUCAAUUCCAAGGGCAGAGGAAGUCGAGGAGGACCUGCUUCCAGAUGUCAGUAGGGUACAGAUAGAGGGUGUCACUGGACUCCUGCACCAGGUGAUUCAGAUUGUGACUAAAGAAGGCAAGAAUGCUGUGGGGCAAGUGCUGACCUUGUCACCCUCCUCUAGCCCAACAGCUGUCAGAAAAUUUAAGAUCAACAUUGAUCCCAAUAAGGGGGCCCAAGAGCUGAAGAGCCAGACCCACAAGAGUGGGUUAGUUGUCACACACCAGUCUAGCUGUGAGAACAAAAUCAACGAAGAUGAUCUUGAGGAGACCACCACAUCACCUGAAAACAACCCAGAAGGUUCCCUGACUCAUGCCCAGGGUAUGCUUGACAUGGAACAGAAGUCUUGGAAGUCUACAACUACUAAAGAAAGUGUUCCAAUCAACAUUGAUGAGCUGUCAGAGAAAUUGAAGUCUAUCUACCCCCAGAAAACUGGGGGACAUGAGUCCCAGACUCCCAUUGUAAAACCAGCAGAUGCUGGUCUCCAAGGCCAGCCAUCUAAUGUUUCCCAACCACCUCAAGUCCAGACUUCUCAAGGGUUGGCUUAUCCUCAUUUUCAGGGCCAGGCUCAGGCCACUGGUCAAGCAGUACCUCAUUUAGCACAGGCAGGCAUACCAAACCAGCUGCCCACUGGUCAGUCAGCAAGCUAUUCCCAAGGUGUGCCAGCUGGAGGCACUGUACAGAUGCAGCAGCCCUUGCAUGAUCAUUCACUGCCUGCAGUUCCAGUGGAUACCCAAGUUUCACCAAAAAGUGCAGCUCAGAUGCAGGCAGGCCAUUCUGGAGUCGGUCAGCAUAUCCCAGGACACCAGACACAAUAUCAGCAAGAGAGUUCCACCGGGGAAGUGCCAGGUCCGACUGCUACAGCUUCUGUUCAAAAUAUUCCCCAGGACCCUGCUGCAAAAGCAGGAGGUCUGCCUACAGGAUACAGCUCUCUUGGUCACAUGGCUUAUGGUAUGCAUCCUCAGGUUUCCCACCUGUCCCAGAUGCAGCAAAUGCAGCAGAUGUAUGCCCUGAUGCACAUGGCACCAUACACCUUUCACCAGCCCAGCUACUAUGCUCACAUGACCCCAUACAUGCAGACCAUGAUGCAGAUGUCCCAUUUUAUGCAUCAGAUGCAGCAACAUCAACAGCAGCAUGGACAGCACCCUCUGCCAAUGCACCUGCCUUUCCCUUAUUCCCAAUACUCAGGCUGGGGAUAUCCCUCCACAGUCGGUCUUCCACCCCAGUCUUCCCAUCCUCCUGAAAGUAGUUCUGUGUCCACUGGUGCAUCUCCUCCCAGAUCUCCCACAUCAUCUAGAAGAAAUGUUUUACAAGAUAUCUCCGUCCAGUCUCCGUAUGCCUCCAUAGAAAAUCUGAGCAACAUCGGCAGGUCAAUGCCCAGGUCAGAUAUAAACACACUGGAGCAGGCAUUGGCUAAAACGAUGAGCAGACAGAACCACCCUCAUCAGCACAAUCCUUCUCCCAUCAGCAGUGGUACCAGCUUACAGGAUGUGCCUGCUGAUACAAAACUCACUGAUCAUCCACCUGAUGUAACUGAGAAGUUGAAACCUGAAGAUGACAAAAUACUGAUUGACAAAGGGACACUGCCAGAUGGCUCUCCACCACGCCCCGCUGAGACAAAGUCUGAACCAGAGCUGUCUGUUCCCAAAGUCAAGGCAAUCUCACGCUUCAAGGUGGAGACUGUUAAGGAGGAUCCCCUCCUUGUACCAAAUGAUGCAGAGAACAAAGCAACAUCACCCGAAGGUGACAGUUCAAAGACAGAUGUCACAGAAGAGAAGACAGUCGACAAAAGGGGAAGGUUCCAGGUCACAAAGAUAACUGUGAAACCACCAGCAGAUUCGGCAUCAUCCGAGGGCACUUCUGCAGAUGCCACCUCUUCGGCUUCUAGCAAUACUAAACCAAAUGUCUCAGAUGUAUCUAGCGCUAAACAAGAGGCAGUGGAUGCCACUACUAAUUUCCAACUCCGCGGUGAAGGUGCAUCUGAUAACACUAAACCUGUUGGUACUGUUGAAGAUGAAAACAGGCCUGUUACCCCCGGCCAAAAGACUAAUCCAGAGAAAAUUAAAAAUGACCUGGCUGCUCUGGAAUUUGAUGCAGAAUAUCAAGCAUUGAUUGAUAGGCAGAUUGAGGAGAAAAGAGUCUACCUGACUAACAAAGGCUAUGACCAAGAAGUAAUUGAUUUUGAAGUUCUGAAAGUCCGCCAGCCACACCCAUUGCUCGCCAGUACUGUUGGUUCUCCUGCAUUUUUAAAUGUCUCUCCCCCUUUUGCCGGACAGCCAUCACCACCAGUUCCACUGUUUCACUUAGGAGGAGAUCAGAACUUUGCAGCUGUAGCAGAAGCUGCACUGGCCAAGUCACCACUUCGUGUUGACAUUUUAAGAGCUGGCAAAACCAACCGCCUGGAAGACCUGAAGGACCUUCUGAAGUAUGUUGACUUUACAGCACAGACAAGUGUGACCCUCCCUAAAGGAGAUGUGAAGAAGUCUAUGAAUGAAAUGCGGCAAGAACAGGAACCACGAUGGGAAAACAAUUUUGACAGUGUGGGUUCUAGUGGGGUUGGCAGCAGCAUGGGUACCGAGUAUCUGGACUUGACCAGGGACACAUCUGCUAGCAACAGCCGCAAGUCUAGCAUUGACCUGUCUGGCUCUCAGAACUCAAUCUCUGAUCUCUUGCACAGCUAUCAGCAACAGCAGCAGUUCCAAGCCUCAGCCGUGGGGCAGACUCAUAUUCCAAGUGCACCUUUGCCGCCAGUCCAGCAGAACACAUUUGAGCAGUCCCAGGUGACAAGCACCCAGCAGCAGAUACCUCACCAGGCGUACAGCACAUAUUACACAGGGCAGUACCCGUUUAGUAUACACCCUUUUCCUGGUUUCCAAUUUCCAGUGGCUAGUCAGCAGGGAGGGUAUCAUCCCGCUGCUUUGGCUCCAGCCUACAGCCAGUUCUUGGGCAACACAGGUGCUUUCACAGUGCAGCCAGGAUUCCAGCCUCAACAAGGCACACAAGACUCGGCCCACGCUGCUAUUUCCAAAUCAGCAACAACUGCUGUUUCUGGCAUUCCAAAUGCUGUUGCCGCCAGCACAGUCAACCAACAUGCUGUUGCAGGUGUUGGGCAGUCAGGCACCACCUCGCCAAAUAUUCAGCCUGUGGUCACUUCGGCUGCUAGUGCAGCUUCAUCCACCCCAGCACCAAGCGGUCCCGGAAGCAGCCUCCCUACAGGUCGCACGGAUCUGACCCCGACACAACAGAUCCAGUCUGGCCAGCCCAGCUCUGGUUGA